Pygocentrus nattereri (red-bellied piranha) is the source of this 2583-nucleotide messenger RNA. RefSeq names its product STAM binding protein b (gene stambpb). The coding region runs from base 378 to 1679 and encodes 433 amino acids. NCBI's taxonomy places the organism in Eukaryota, Metazoa, Chordata, Actinopteri, Characiformes, Serrasalmidae. Gene Ontology annotation, cellular component: cleavage furrow; endosome. The transcript has 10 exons. Gene Ontology annotation, molecular function: K63-linked deubiquitinase activity; protein binding; metal-dependent deubiquitinase activity. Gene Ontology annotation, biological process: protein K63-linked deubiquitination. The record is from RefSeq and is a predicted model, not a curated record.
GUUUCGGCUCCUUGCUCAGUUUCUCAUCAGGGGCUCGAACUACGAUGAAAAACGCGGAGUCGAUUCCAAGCAUUUCGACUCUUAGAAUCACAGGCCGAGAACUCCACCCCGACUCCCACACCUGUUGGAGCUGAAGAGUCGAAUCUGAAUCGACUCCCCAUCACUAGGAAGUGAGGGAGUGAACGGCGAGCUUCACCACAGGAGGAUGAGCGCUAGCGAGCUGUUUAGCUCAGAUGUUGUUGAUCUGAAUCGUCCCGCGAUGGAAGAUUUUAUCGACGUGUGUUGAUUUGUCCGCCCACCGAGCACCAGAACAGAGAAGAAGAAAGAAAGAGACCGGGCUGCAGUUGAAUUGCUGAGUGCUGCCGCUGCUCGUCACCAUGUUGGACCACGCUGACGUGAGUUUAACCCCGGAGGAGCGAGUGCGCGCUCUGACCAAGAAGGGCAGCGCGGUGGACGUUAACGAGGCCGUUCCUGCCCGCCGCUACUUCCGCUCGGGCAUGGAGAUGAUCCGCAUGGCGCACAUCUAUGCCGAGGAGGGCAGCCUGGAGCACGCUUUCGUCCUCUACAACAAAUACAUCACGCUUUUCAUCGAGAAGCUCCCCAAACAUCCAGAAUACAAGUUAUCCAACAUCCCUGAGAAGAAGGACACUCUUAAGAAGCUGAAAGAGAUCGCUUUCCCUCAGGCUGAGGAGCUGAAGAAGUGCCUGCUCAGGAGAUACGAGAAAGAAUACGCUGACUAUCAGGCCAAAAAGCGAGAGAAAGAGGUGGCUCUGGAGCGCGAGCAGAUCAAGCAGAAGGAGCUGGAAGCCGAGCGGAGGCGUGUGGCGGACCUGCAGAGGAGGCAACUGGAACAGGAGCAGUUCAGCGUGUUUGAGGAGAUGAUUCGGCGGCAGGACCACGAACGUGAACGUCAGCGUGUUCUCCGCGAGUUCAGCACGCCCACCUCACCUGCCGGGAACGCCCCGCUUAUCCCUGGCAUCCAGGGCCCGCCACUGCCUUACCCAGCAUCUCCCACACCACCUCAGAGCCCACAGUAUCCCUCCACCAAUCACAGCACACCGUCAGCACCAGCCACGCCCACUCCACCUCCUGUUCCUACCUUCGACCGCUCACUCAAGCCAGGCACCAUGGGCAGGACGGCUAACAAUACACUGGUGGACGGUUUGAGGCAGGUAGCCGUCCCCUCUGAGCUGUGCAACAAGUUCCUACACUUGGCCAAUAACAACACAGUCCGAGCUGUGGAGACGUGCGGAAUACUCUGUGGCCAACUGACGAGGAACGCGUUCACAGUGACUCACGUGAUAGUGCCUAAGCAGUGUGGAGGUCCUGAUUACUGUGACACAGAGAACGAGGAGGAGCUCUUUCUGGUGCAGGAUCAGCACAAUCUCAUUACGCUGGGCUGGAUUCACACUCAUCCGACUCAGACGGCUUUCCUAUCCAGUGUUGAUCUUCACACUCACUGCUCCUACCAGCUGAUGUUGCCAGAAGCCAUCGCCAUUGUCUGCUCGCCUAAAUUCAACGAGACGGGCUACUUCAGGUUGACUGAUUAUGGAAUGGAAGAGAUUUCCACCUGCACACAGAAAGGCUUUCACCCUCAUUCCAAAGAGCCUCCCCUGUUUAUCGGUGGCAGCCACAUUGUAAUCACGGAAAGCACCGUCACGAUGCUAGACCUGCGCUGAUCUGAUCCAAAAACCAGAAAAACGGUACAAUGAAGCAUUUUAAAAACCCGGAUAGCAGCUAUAUACCAUUAUUACUCUUAACACGCUAUGCGGACCGGCACUGGCUAAACGUGGGAUGGUUUUUGACCAAUCAGCAUUUACAGGUGGUGGGAUUGCGACUGUCUGCGAUAAGCACUUUUGAGAAGAAAACACUCUAAGAAAGAAGUCUUCAGAGACAUCUGCUGGGAGCUCAGGGACGUACGCUCAUCUAAGGAACUGUAACUUUGCCUCCUUUCACUCUGCAGACUGACUUGAUUGUUUAAUUUGUUCUGUAUUAAUUGUGAGUCACUCUGUGUCAUUGCGUCCUUGUCCGAAUUUUAUGAUGGCGACGGUGUUUCACACUAACAUAGCUCAUCUAUGUAAAUAAAAUUAGAGAAACCUGGUGUUUCUAAAAUUAUUUCCAGAUUUACAAGUUGUAUGACUAAUGAGCUCUUGUAUGUCUGUCCAUACAAGUCUGUAACAGACAGUGUCAUCUUGCAUGUUGUUACUAAGCAGGCUGGCUUUUGACUGAACUGAACUUGUAUAUUAGUACUUAUCCAGUACUUCUUUAUGAGAGGGAAAAAUGGGGGAUGCCGUGAUUUUAAGGCUGAUUUCAGAUGCUUUACAACCAAAUUUGCCAGUGGUCAAUAUUUAUCAGCCAUUUUUAACCUGAGGCUCACAUUGUGUGGACUAAACAAAUAAAACAGCAAAUUUCCAUACUUAGUAUUGCAGUAUAAAGGAAACAAUGUACAUUCAUAAAUGAAAAAUGAGUUGCCAGUUAUAUAACAUGCAUGACAAAGUGCUAUAUUGGCAAUAUUUAGCACACUGAGUCAUGUGUAUUGUAUUAUUGUACCAGCAACAUUUAAAUACAAUGCAAGUUCACCUA